AUGAGUGAAUGCUUGAUGUUCGGUAUGGAUUGUGAGGCGAGAUGUAUGACGACGAUGACGGCGGAUGAGGAGAAUAUCUGCUUUCUUGUGGGGACGAAUAACAUCAAAAAUGACAAGAAUCAGGUGAACAAGCUAUUCAUGGAUCCGGAAGCGUCUCGUCUCAUGUCGAAAUCAUUCCGACAUCCAGCUGGAGAAGUGAGAGCAAUUGCAGCACACCCAACAAAGAGUACGAUUCUGGCAACGUGUACUGCGGAUUUCAGCACUCUCGGUGGUACUCAUUCGAUCACAAUUUGGAAUAUAGAAGAAGACAAACGAACUCUGGAAACAGUAAGUCGGCUACCCACUGAACCAGUGAUGUCUUCACUCGAAUGGGAACCGAACUCAAUGAAAUGUGCGACGAUGACUCCGUUCAUUCCGAAAGUUCAUCUGUUAGAUAUGGAAUUAGAGCCGCGAAUCGUUCAAACUAUGAAAAUCCCGUUGAGAAAUGAGGAGGAUGAGUUGUUAAGUAUCAAAUGGAGUCCCCAUUACGAUGGAAAUAUGUUGGGAGUGACGACGGGAAGACAUUCGAUUUGUUUCGAUGUGAGGACACAGAGUGAGCAUCUGAAAGUUACGGAUGCACAUCUUCAUAGGACGAUUUCAAUGGAUUUUAAUCCGAAUUUACAGCAUGUAAUUGCAACUGGCGGUGACGAUGGUUACGUCCGUCUCUGGGACACGCGUUCCAUCUCGACUCCCCUCAUGACUCUCCACCCACACGCUCAUUGGGUGUGGAGUGUCCAAUUCCAUCCGGUACACGACCAAUUGAUACUGACGGGCGGUUCGGAUGCAUCUGUUGUUCUUUCGUGUGCACAGAGUGUUUCGAGUGAACAACAGAAAGAGUUUCGAGAUGAUGAUGAGGAGGAGGAAGAAGAGGAGGAGGAUUUGGUGGAGAAAUUACAAGAUGGACAGUUGGAACGAAUUGAUGAGCAUGAGGAUAGUGUAUACGCCUGCGCUUGGUCAUCAGCAGAUCCGUGGACAUUCGCCUCACUUUCGUACGACGGACGAAUGAUUGUAUCGAAUGUUUCGCGGAAACACAAAUACGCUCUAAUGCAGUUGUAG
This is a messenger RNA of Caenorhabditis remanei, 1095 nucleotides long. RefSeq lists its product as uncharacterized. NCBI's taxonomy places the organism in Eukaryota, Metazoa, Nematoda, Chromadorea, Rhabditida, Rhabditidae. The transcript has 5 exons. The record is from RefSeq and is a predicted model, not a curated record. The coding region runs from base 1 to 1095 and encodes 364 amino acids. Gene Ontology annotation, biological process: protein ubiquitination. Gene Ontology annotation, molecular function: protein binding.